GUCUGCCAGUGGCCACUCUCGGCGGUUUGGUCUCUCUCCAGAUCUGCACCUUGAUUUGUGAACCUCGGUAGGAAAUAUUUGGCUGGGCUGACUUAGAAACUCUGACGUUUGAGAGAAAACAAGCACUAUCUUGUUUGUCACGGGCCAAGUGAGUCAGCCCGAAUACUGCACAGAAAGCCCGACCGAAGAAAGGCCAUUUAGGCAGCUGUUUCCUUAGGUUGACAAAUGCGGUUAUUCCCCCUUAGUCAGUUUCUUGGUUUUGAAGUAGUAAAUAAACGGUAAAUCCAGGCGCACCUUCCUCCCUCAAACUAAUACUCGCGUACACUGCGUACUGUCAAAGCGGUUAUGAAUUCUCAUGAUCUGUCUGGGCUUUAACGUUUAAGCUUUUUCCUGUAGUGGCCAACUAUUACGUUUAUUUCACGUUUGAUUUCUGGUUUUCAGACUGCUCCUCUGCAUGAUAGUUUCAUCAGAAGGAGGAAAAGACUCUUCUGCCGCUUUGUUGAGGAUUUGCUUGAAAGCAAGAGUGCUUCAGUUGGGAUGUUGUGUUCCUCAAAUUAAGUGUCCAUGGGCUACCCCUCAAAACACAAUAUCUUGUUCCUUGGCUGAUGUAAUGAGUGAACAGCUGGCUAAAGAAUUGCAGUUAGAAGAAGAAGCUGCCGCUUUUCCUGAAGUUGCUGUUGCUGAAGGACCAUUUAUUACUGGAGAAAACACUGACACUUCCAGCGACCUAAUGCUGGCCCAGAUGCUACAGAUGGAAUUUGACAGAGAAUAUGAUGCACAGCUUAGGCGUGAAGAAAAAAAAUUCAAUGGAGAUAGCAAAGUUUCCAUUUCCUUUGAAAAUUAUCGAAAAGUGCAUCCUUAUGAAGACAGUGAUAGCUCUGAGGAUGAGGUUGACUGGCAAGACACUCGUGAUGAUCCCUACAUACCAGCAAAACCAGUUCCUACUCCCAAAAAGGGUUUUAUUGGAAAAGGAAAAGACAUCACCACCAAACAUGAUGAAGUGGUAUGUGGGAGAAAGAAUACAGCCAGAAUGGAAAAUUUUGCACCUGGGUUUCAGGUAGGAGAUGGAAUUGGAAUGGAUUUAAAACUAUCGAACCAUGUUUUCAAUGCUUUAAAACAACAUGCCUACUCAGAAGAACGUCGGAGUGCCCGCCUGCAUGAGAAAAAGGAGCAUUCUACUGCGGAAAAAGCAGUUGAUCCUAAGACACGUUUACUUAUGUAUAAAAUGGUCAACUCUGGAAUGUUGGAGACAAUCACUGGCUGUAUUAGUACAGGAAAGGAAUCUGUUGUCUUUCAUGCAUAUGGCGGGAGCAUGGAAGAUGAAAAGGAAGAUAGUAAAGUUAUACCUACAGAAUGUGCCAUCAAGGUAUUUAAAACAACCCUUAAUGAGUUUAAGAAUCGUGACAAAUAUAUUAAAGAUGAUUUCAGGUUUAAAGAUCGCUUCAGUAAACUAAAUCCACGUAAGAUCAUCCGCAUGUGGGCAGAAAAAGAAAUGCACAAUCUCGCAAGAAUGCAGAGAGCUGGAAUUCCCUGCCCAACAGUUGUACUACUCAAGAAACACAUUUUAGUUAUGUCUUUUAUUGGCCAUGAUCAAGUUCCAGCCCCUAAAUUAAAAGAAGUAAAGCUCAGUAGUGAAGAAAUGAAAGAAGCCUACUACCAAACUCUUCAUUUGAUGCAGCAGUUAUAUAAUGAAUGUACCCUUGUACAUGCCGACCUCAGUGAGUAUAACAUGCUGUGGCAUGCUGGGAAGGUCUGGUUGAUUGACGUCAGUCAGUCGGUGGAACCAACUCAUCCUCAUGGCCUGGAGUUCUUGUUCCGUGACUGUAGGAAUGUCUCACAGUUUUUCCAGAAAGGAGGCGUAAAAGAAGCCCUUGGUGAACGAGAACUCUUUAAUGCUGUUUCAGGCUUAAACAUCUCAGCAGAUAAUGAAGCUGAUUUCUUAGCUGAGAUAGAAGCUUUGGAGAAAAUGAAUGAAGAUCAUGUUCAGAAGAAUGGAAGGAAAGCUGCUUCAUUUUUGAAAGAUGAUGGAGGUCCACCAGUCCUGUAUGAUGAAUAGCACCAACACCCACUGCUUUCCAUUGUUUACACAGUGGUGACUGUCAGCUGCCAAUGGCAAAUGAAGUUAUGGGUGACUUGAAAUACCAAAACAUGAGGAGUGUACAAUGGUGCUUCUGUGCUUUCUUCCCCCCUUGUAACCCAUAUGCCAGAUGUGUGGAAUUUGUAGCUCAGCAUUGGGAGAAUAAAAUGUCACUACCUCUCGUCUUAUGAACAGGAUAAUAUAAUUCUUUAACAGCUACAGCUUAUCUAGCUGAAACCAACCUGAUUUUAUAGGAAUCGUGGCAUAAAAUGUUUUGAUGAGAAUUUUUAAAACUUAGGUAACAUUUCCAAACAUGGAAGGAAAGGACAGGUGUGUUUACAAGGGAGACUUUUAUUACAACGUACUUGCUUUUUUCACCUCCCCAUUUUGUGUUCUAUCUUCCCUCAAAUAUUUUAUUGGCCUAAAACUAGCCCUUUUCAAUUCUUUUUCCAGCUUGUGACCAUGAUUCUAAAGGAAAAUUUCUUCUCUUUAGUAGGUGAUAGAAAUGGAAAUUUGGUUGUAAAAUGACUGACAGAAAUAGAAGUUUAUUGUUACAUCAGGAAUAUGAACUGAAUUUUUCUUUUCCAUAUUCCUAUCCAAGACAAGGCAUCACAGGUCUCUGAAAGAGAAAUAUGUAAGAACUUCUUAACUAUUCGGAGUUUUUAAGUUUAACUUUAAAUUUUUCUACAUUUAGGUGAAGUGGUUAGGGUAGAAUUCAUGGUGCAGCUGCUCUGUGUUUAUAAUGAAAAUGUUAAUUAUCCAGAACGAUGGAAUAUAAUAAUUAACCAUGUUUUAUAUAUUUUAAUGAAAUCAGUGAAACAAAGUUCAAUUUACAUUUCAUUCAGACUGUCUACUGACUGAUUUUGAAAUAGAGCAAACUAAUUAGAAAUAUUAAAUAGUCACAUGUUGAAGAGUAUAUAUAAAAUAAUGUGUGCACCAAAUUAACCAAGCAAUUUGAACUGGCCUCACUCAAUAAUUUUUAGUACUGGCUGGACGUCACUUCUUAUAUAAAUCAAACACUAUAGUUGAGAAGUACAUUGGUUUUGUUAGGAUUGAAGUUCAUUAACUACAGUGUAAUCAUUCCUCCUGUUACUGAAGUCAAGUUAGUUGACUUCAAAGACCCAAACUUUUUGCUACUGAAAACCCAAACUUUCUGUCUGGUACUGGAAAGUAAAAAUCUAAACAUCAUUCACACUUGAAAGCUUCUUUAACGUUAUUUUAAGAUGCCAAAUAUGUUCUUUCUAGAAAAAUAUUUAUUUUUGUUUCUGUUACAUAGCUUUUAACUGCAUUUCAGAGAAGUGUGAUUUUGGAUAGACUCAUUACAUUUCUGAAAUGUUUACUACUCUGAAACAAAGAUUUAGAUGAGUGGUGAUUAUUGGCUUUACAGAAAUUUCAGAGAACUAAUUUUAAAAACCAUGAACCAUUUAAAGAAUUUUUUGUUUUGUUUUCUGACAUACUCUGUUUGACAAAGAGCAGCAAACCAUUGCUGUGUGGCAUUCUUGGAGUGUGCUGUGAACAUGCUUUUUAAGAUAUUAAAUAUGAAGAGAGCAUUUUA
Molecule: messenger RNA, 3632 nt
Organism: Felis catus (domestic cat)
Lineage: Eukaryota; Metazoa; Chordata; Mammalia; Carnivora; Felidae
Gene: RIOK3
Product: RIO kinase 3
Exons: 13
Coding region: 455-2056 (533 amino acids)
Biological process (GO): protein phosphorylation; maturation of SSU-rRNA
Cellular component (GO): cytosol; preribosome, small subunit precursor
Molecular function (GO): protein serine/threonine kinase activity; ATP binding
Source: RefSeq, a predicted model, not a curated record